Molecule: messenger RNA, 1317 nt
Organism: Lathyrus sativus (Indian pea)
Lineage: Eukaryota; Viridiplantae; Streptophyta; Magnoliopsida; Fabales; Fabaceae
Source: the annotation of a GenBank genome assembly
AUGGCAUCAACAUGUUUUGUGAACAAUAAUGCAUUCCCUAUGAAAGUGGUGACUCCUAUCUCUCAUUCAUAUCCUGAACCUCUUGCAAAAUAUGAUGAUGUUGUGGCAAAUCCAAAGCUAUUCAUGGUUACUUUGGAGAAGCUUCAUGCUUCCAUGGGAACCAAGUUCAUGAUUCCCAUUAUCGGAGGAAAAGAGCUAGAUUUGUGUCGACUCUUCGUUGAAGUUACUUCUCGUGGAGGGAUUGAGAAGCUUAUGAAAGAGAGAAGAUGGAAAGAAGUAACAGCAGCUUUCAACUUUCCAUCAACAGCCACAAAUGCUUCAUUUGUUCUCAGAAAAUACUAUUCUUCAUUACUUUAUCACUAUGAACAAAUCUACUAUUUUAGAUCCAAUCGUUGGACAUCCGCACCUUCUGAUUCUUUUCAGAAUCAACCAGCCAUGUCAAUUCCUCCUUCAAUAACACAGUUUUUGCAACCUUCUCCAGUAACACAAUCAGUUAUCUUUCAAAAAUCAGGAUUUAAUAAUGCUUCUGAGUUGCCUCAAGGUCACUUUAUUAAUUCUUUCUCUUGUUCUUCACUUGCUGGAGUUAUUGAUGGAAAGUUCGAAAGUGGAUAUCUAGUUUCGGUUUCGAUGGGUUCCGAAACACUCAAAGGCGUGCUUUACGAGUCUCCGAGAGGCAUUCUGAUUAAUAAUAACUGUGUUGCAUCUACUGCAUUGGGUGUUCAACGCCGCCGGAGGAGGAGGAAGAAAUCAGAGAUCAAAAGAAGAGAUCCGGCUCAUCCAAAACCUAACCGAAGCGGCUACAAUUUCUUCUUCGCGGAGCAACAUGCGAGAAUGAAGCUACUAAACCAAACUAUGGACAAGGAUAUUAGUAGAAUGAUUGGUGAACUAUGGAACAAUUUAAAGGACUCCGAAAAAAUAGUUUAUCAAGAGAAGGCUAUUAAGGAUAAAGAGAGAUACAAAGCGGAAAUGGAGGAUUAUCGCGAUAAACUAAAGACGAACAUUGUGAUGGAUGAUGCAGCACCCUUGCAACAACAAUUUCUGGAAGCAAAUUCAUCAUUGGUGGAUGUUGACGUAAAAAUGCAUGAUUCAUUUCAGACUCCUGAAGAGAGUAGUUCAGGUGGAAGUGAUUAUGUUGGAGACGGUUCUUCUGGUGGAGCAAGAGUUGAUUCGGAAGCAUUUUUGGAUUCAGAAAAGGUUUGUAAGGAUGGAGUUAUGGAAGUUGUUAGUCAUUGUGAGGGAGAAGUGGAUGCUGGAAGAGUUCGAGUUCAGGAGAAUCAAAAGAUGAAUGAGAAUCAAAACAUGUUAGCCUUACUUUAG